AUGCACUCGACCGUUUCCGGGCGCAUCGUCAAGCCUCGCAAGGCCAACAGCACUCCCCAUCAGAAGAAUCAUCGAUGGGAGUCCUUCACGACCAAGAUCUCGAAGCUGCACUCGCUCGACCCGCUCCGCAAAAUUCGAAGACACGACCUCGACAAGGAAGAUCUCGAUGCCGCCACAUCAUAUUUCAGAAACGGCCUGGAAAAAUGGACGGACCUCAACAUCUCAAAGCCGUACAUGGCCUUCCGGCGCGAGGUGCUGCCCUGGUCUGACAGCCUGCCUCAGAUCCUUCACUUCCAAGACAAGAUCUUCGAAGCCCUGUCCCGGUAUAUCUCGGCUUACGACAAAGAGGCUCUCGAGCCGCUUCUCGAUCUCUUGACUGCCUUUGCUCACGAUCUCGGCGCCCGCUUCGAAAAGUACUAUCCUGCAGCCCUGUCGUUGAUCGUACAAGUCGCAAGCCGGCCGCAGGACGCUGCUGUGAUAGAGUGGACCUUCGCCUGUCUUGCCUUUCUGUUCAAGUACCUGUCGAAACUCAUAGUACCGAACAUCAUCCCUACAUACGACACGCUCGCUCCGCUGCUGGGCCGCGACCGAAAUCCACCACAUAUCGCACGAUUCGCGGCCGAGGCACUGAGCUUUCUAGUCAAGAAAGCUGCUGCGCCAGCGCAUCGCGAAAAGGCCCUUCCUCGCUUGAUACAACAUGCUCGAGACGACCUCGACAAGAAUGCUGAGAGUCGACAGCAUGGAUUGUACUACCAUGGCCUGGCAACUAUGUUUGCCGAGGCCAUGAAAGGUCAAGGCCAAGUAGUUCAUACGACCGGCCCCGAAAUCUUAAGGGCACUAAUCGCGUCCGUGCCUUCUGGCCAGUCAAUCUCAACGAGAUCGGCAAUGUGGUCCGACCUUGUCUGCGCAGUCCUUGUCAGUCUUGUUCACCACACAAGGUCUGAGACUUUCACACCAGUUCUCGAAGUCGUCUUGGAUUGUGCCCAGGGCGAAUCGCUUGAGGGCGGCGAGUCACCGCGCAAUUGCCUGUACAUCAGGCUACUCGGCACCAUCACGGGCGUACGCAAGGGCAGUCGUAUCACGAAAUGGCCAGAGGUGCUGACCACGCUGCUGGACUGUCUCAAGGGUGCUGCGAAAGGGCUGCCGUCGUUGCACGACGAGGCACAAGCGUUAUUUUGGCAACAGGUCGUGGUCAAUGUCGCUAUCGUCUGGCAGCAAGCUCCAGUAGACGCGAUCAUCCCUUGCCUCACCACCUUCAGCAAUCUCAUGUCGAAUGAGCCACUUAUGCGCUGGUUCAUUCCAUUCUGCUCUUAUUUCUCGCAGCUGGACCCGGACAGGUUUCGCAGUUUAUUUCUCAAGCAGUUUCAAAAGUUUGUGGUCAUGCACUGGUCUGAAGAGCCAAAUGAAGAACUGCUAUGUGUGCUCUUGCCACGGAUGAUCGAAGGUCGAGGGCUUCCCAGGCUAUCCGACACCGAAGACUUUUCAUUGCCCCAGUCUUGGCAAGAUCAAAUAGUCAGCACGUUUGAAAGGCUGGAGGUCUCACCAUUUCCCGAGCAGGGUGCUGCGAACGCAUGCGACAAGGACCCCAAAACAUGGCGCGACAAAUGCCUCCCAAAGUACUCUGCUUUGCUUCAGCUCCUCGAGAUUACGACCGUGCGACCUUCGACUUAUGGCCCCGUGGCAGAGCUUCUCUUGAGAAAGCUAAAGCUGGCUUUGCGACCUUCUCAGUCUAUUGCGACGGAUGAAGCCCGGUUCAUUGUGACCCAGGGCUUCUCUGCCUACCUCAAGAUGGCAAAAGCGACUGGGCAGCUUGAUAGCUCUAUCGGUCCACUGCUGAGAGCCGCCGCGCCCAGAUAUCAUGACUUGACUGGAUUCCUGGAGGCAAUGAUCGAAUAUGAAGAGCGGCUGAAUGGCAAGGGUAGCCCCGAAAGUGAAGGCUCUAGCCAAGAUGGCGAGGAGAGCCCUCUGCUCAAAUGCCUCAUUGACAACCUCUCUGCGCCCUCUCAUCGUCAUCGUCUUGCCUCGCUUCGUCUGCUGGGUCGCUUAGAUGCUGCUGCGGAUCAGCAGGACGCACUGGCAAUUAUGCUUCAAACGGAGGAAACACCACUGGACGUGCAGAACAUCAGAGCCAUCUCAGUCCACCUGCGCAAGUUGGCAAUGGUGUACCCAAAUAUCGAGGAGGGCUCAUGGCUGUUGCGCGCCAUACCAUCCUUUUUGUUUGGAGUCUUGACGGUACGCCUCACACCGCUCUGGGAUGCUGCCGUUGAAGCGCUGGCGCAGAUUGGCUCGACCAAGCAUGGGGAUGAGCCGGUCGCUGAGCUAGCUUUCAAAUGGUUGGAAGUCUCGUCCAAACGAUGGGAUGGCCCAGUCAACGACUCGAUUGCUCAACAGAACAAAGGCCGUACCGACUUUGAAUGUCCCAACCUGGCCCGGCUCCAAAGCAAAGGCAUGGAGGUGCAAAAAGUGGUGGCAGAACCUUCUGAGCUCCUCCUUCAGGCAUUCGAAGAGCAGCAAGAACUCACCCCACCAAAUCCCGAGAAUGCUCGCUCCCAAGCCCUUAGAGUCCUGGCCGCUUCACCUGCUUUAGCUGAGAAGCGCUCACGAAGACUUGUGCCAUUCUUCCUGGCCUGGAACCACGACAACUCGCAACAAGACAUCUCUGAUGAAGAGGAGCACCUUGAUGAGAUGUCUACAGAGUCCUGGUCGCUGUUUGACAAGAAGGCUCUCAUCAAGGUUUUUGCACAGUUCACAAACCCGAAAGUUCUCUUCCAGAGCCAGCAGGUAUAUGAUGCUCUGCUGCGGUUAUUGGGGAAUGGCGAUCUCGAAGUGCAGAAAUCAUCGCUGAAAGCAAUUCUUGCCUGGAAACAGGAAGGCGUGAAGCCCUACCAAGAGAACCUGGAGUAUUUGCUCGACGACGCCCGUUUCAAGAACGAGCUUACUGUGCUAUUUCAAGGUGAUCAUCAAAUCAAGCCUGAACAUCGCCAGGAGAUGAUGCCUGUGCUGCUCAGACUGCUCUAUGGACGCACAAUUUCGAAGAAAGGUGUCGCAAGUGGUCGAGGCGGCCAGCACGCAACCAGGCUGGCUGUGUUACGCCAGCUGAACGUCCAGGACAUUGGUGGAUUCUUGGAUAUUGCUCUGGGAGAUCUGCAAGGCGUUCAUGUGGUGGAGGACUCCCAUGUACGCGAGGCAGCUUUUACGCAUGACAUCUUGCCGAUUCGAAAGCAAGCGGGUUUUCUGCGUAUGGUUGAGGCCAUCAUCGACGAAUUGGGCGAAAGCGUGCAGUUAUACACCGAGAAGAUGCUCCAUCCGGUACUCUAUUGUCUGGUUCAGGCCUGCCGAAACCUGAGGGAUAAUGGCGACAAUGAGGAUGACGAUGCUCAAGGUCUCGAAAACGUCUCGCUCCACCGGACUGUGAGGCUCUCUGCACUGAAGUGCUUGAUUGCACUGCUUCGCAAGGCUCCCAGCUUCGAGUGGAACCCUUUCAAGGAGAUCAUCGUUCGGGAGGCCAUCAGCCCUCGCGUGGAGAAACUGCCGGUCGAGAACACGCAAGGAGUAUCAGCAGUCAUGCAACUUAUCUGGACGCUUUCAGCGCUCCCGAGGACUGCACUGUUUCUUGCCAUUGAUGAUCAGAUUGUCCGCCAGCUUACCAAUUGCCUGCUUGUGGAGAAGUCCAAAGACGAGGUCAAGGUUUUUGCCCUGAGCGUCAUCCGCAAUCUCAUCAAGUUAUCUCAACAACCCGCUGUCGAGUCAGAAUUCAAUGAGCUCAUUGAGGAAGAGCUCCUUCAGCCCAACCUGGAUCUUAUCCUGUCGAACAUCACGUUUGUCCUGAAGGCCAAGGGAGAGAUCGGCAAGGAUCUCCUCACCGCUUGCGUCGAAUCUGUCGUGGAGUUGUCGCCGCUGCUCCGUCAAUAUGGCCAAGCUGCAGAACUUAUUGACGUAGCAGUCUUCCUGCUGAGCGAGCCAGCCAGGCGGGUGAACCCCAAGGUCAAGGGAAGCAUUCUGUCGAUUCUCGAGAGCAUGCUUCAGAUUGAGGACGUCAAGGCCAACGAUGAGUUGUACAGCAAAGUAUACUCCGCUGUCGCGACACUUUUCGGAUACUUCAAGGACCGCACAAACCGUCAAGCACUGUGCAGGGUUCUCGCUAUCCUGGCCAAGGACUCCGAAAUUGACCAAGAAGUUUCCGCACUGAGUUCUAGACUCAACGCCUUCAAAGAGAACCGCAUGGAUGAACCAGACUUUGAGACAAGACUGUCCGCUUUCAACGCCAUCACGAAGGCUCGGGAUGUCCAGUUCACAGUCAGGGAAUGGGCACCGUUGAUGCACAACAUGCUCUUCUACAUUCGUCGUGACGAAGAGUAUGGCGUUCUUUCUGCCAACGCAGCCGACUGCAUCUGCAGAUUCAUCGAGAUCACUGCUGGGCUUGAGACACCUGCCAGGGACGAAUAUCUCACUAUGCUUGGCGAUGUUGUCCUGCCAGCGAUGCAUUCGAACGCGAAAGACGAAUCCGACACGGUACGCCGCGAAACCGUGAAGGUGGUUGGCGUCAUGGUUGCAACACUACCCGACUGGGCUCCAGUGAGCGACAUGAUUGGCCUCAGUCCGGAGCCAGAUGAGAAAGAGUCCGACCCAAGCUUCUUCAGCAAUAUUCUGAAACCUGCCACAGCCCGUCAGAUGCGCGCGUUGCAGUUUCUGAUACAAGUAAACCACCGACAGGAGCUAAGCAGCCGCAACCUCGCCCACUUCUUCCUGCCGCUCCUUGAGCAUUUCAUUUUCGGCAAAGAAGAAGGGAGCGACGAUCAAGGUGUUGGCGCGCAAGCUGGCACUACAAUUGCUGAGAUUGCCAUAUCUCUCGACUGGCCUCAGUACCGUGCGACACUGCGCAGGUAUAUCAGCUACAUCCAGUCUAAGCCGGAGAUGCAGAAGCAGCUGGUCCGUCUGCUUGGCAAGUUCGUGGAUACCUUGGCUGUGGCGCAUGCCGAGAAGAACCAGGAUGCUAUGGACGUGGACUGCAGCGGCGAUGCCGGACCGGCGAAGAAGCGGAAGCUCGCAAGGACGAUGCCUUCGGCGGAGAAGUUCAGCGAAGAUCUUCUUGUCAAUAUUCUGCCGCCUCUGAUGGACUACAUACACGAGAAGGACGAAACAACCGUCAGCUCUCGUGUGCCCGUAGGCAUCAUCAUCGUCAAGAUCUUGAAACUGCUUCCAGAAGAGGCACUCAACCAAAAGCUUCCCGGAGUCCUAACGGACAUUUGCCACAUCCUGCGGAGUAAAGCUGAAGAGUCACGCGCCAUGGCUAGAGACACUCUUGCAAAGAUGUCUUCCUUGUUGGGACCUUCAUGCUUCGGCUUCGUGCUGGAUGAACUUCGCGGCGCUUUGACCAAAGGCUAUCAGCUGCACGUUCUAUCUUACACAAUGCAUACCAUCUUGGUACAUGUCAUCCCUCAAUUUCAGCCUGGCGAUCUCGACUACUGCCUCGACACAAUCGUGGCAGUCAUCAUGGACGACAUCUUCGGAGUGACUGGCCAGGAGAAGGAUGCGGAAGAGUACACGAGCAAGAUGAAAGAGGUGAAGAGCAGCAAGAGCCAAGACUCAAUGGAGCUGAUCGCCAAAACAGCAUCAGUCAGCCACCUGGUGAAACUGGUGCAGCCUUUACAGUCUCUUUUGAUGGAGAAGCUGGACCUCCGCAUGGUGCGCAAGAUUGACGAUCUUCUGUCGCGCAUCGCCACCGGUCUCAUGGGCAACGCCGCAGCCGAAAGUCGCGACACUCUGGUCUUCUGCUACGAGGUUAUUCAGAAAGUGUACGAGAGCCAGAAGCCCGAGGUAGAGCCAAAGCUUGACCCGAAGCUCCGCAGAUACCUGAUCCAGAAGGGAGCGAAGAAGAGCGGCGAACGGGGCACGACCAACAAGUAUACCUUCAAGCUGACUCGCUUUGCGAUCGAUGUGCUCAGAGCUGUGCUCAGGAAGCACGACAGUCUUCGCACGGCAGCCAAUAUUGCCGGCUUCAUCCCUAUCUUUGGUGAUGCCAUCGUGGCAGGUGAGGAGGAGAUUAAAAUCGCCACCUUCAAGCUUUUGGUCGUGCUUGUCAAGGUCCCGUUCAAGACCGACGAUUCCGAGAAGCUGUACAAAGUGGCUGCCAAAGACGCCAUUCGGUGUCUGUCAUCCUCGACCUCCACCACUACGGACAUAGCGCAGACAUCGUUGAAGCUCAUGUCAACAAUUUUGCGUGAUCGCCGAGAUGUGCCUGUCAAAGAGGCGGCGAUCGACAUGCUGCUGGGCAAACUAAAGGAUGAUCUGACAGAGCCUCUCUAUCGCCAUGUCACUUUCAACUUCUUACGCUCCGUCUUGGAGCGCAAGAUAGAGACUGCGACCGUCUAUGACACUCUGGACUACGUCGGCACGAUCAUGGUCACCAACGACGACAAGGAUACUCGAGACCUGGCGAGGGGAGCCUUCUUCCAGUUCUUGAGGGAAUAUCCCCAGAAGAAGAACAGGUGGGCCAAGCAGCUGAGCUUUGUGGUUGCCAACUUGCAGUACGACCGUGAAGGUGGGCGGCUCUCCGCGAUGGAGAUCAUCCACCUUCUCUUGAUGAAGUCCGCAGAUGACUUUGUCCAGGAAGUUGCCACCACCUGCUUCAUUCCUCUCAUUAUGGUCCUGGCCAAUGAUGACAGCGAGAAGUGUCGCCUCGCCGCUGGUGAACUUAUCAAGGAGAUCUUUCGCAAGGCUGACAAGGAACGGACCUCCAAAUUCCUCACACUUGUGCGUAACUGGCUCGAGCAAGACGACAAUCUCCCAGUCCUGCGCCUUGGUGUGCAAGGGUUCGCUCUGUACUUUGAGGCUCGAGAGCCAACUUCGAAGGACAAGAAGGACUUGAAUCUCCUCCUUAGCAGCCUCAUCAAAGUAUUGGAUGAAUACAAGACAAGCGCCAGAGACACCGAGCUUAUGACGACACUGCUGCAGACAAUGCCGAUGCUCAUCGAGAAGCACCCAGCAGUUGUCCUAUCGAACGGCGAGCUCUGGGAGCUGAUCACCAAGCCACUCGCGCAUGCGGAUGCGACUGUCAAGUUGGCUAGCGUGCGCUUGCUGAGCACAUACCUGGCCGACUUCUACCAAAACAACGACGUCUCCUCAGUGACCGAGACCAUUACAGGCUCUCAUGGGCUCCAACUUACACAGGAGAAGAUCCAGCAGCUUGUGAUGCAUGCAGUUGGUGUUCUGAAUCCCUCGGUGAUUGCUCGAUGGAGGCGCAAGUCGCUCAAGAGGCGCGGCAACACGGCAUUGUCUGCCGAGGAAGCAGAGAAUCUCGAGCAGACCGAGGUUGAUGAGACGUUGGCCACGGAAACUAGCCGCGUGGUUAUCAUGCUGGCGAAGUUCUUGCCUGUGGACGACGCUCCAUCUGAGGAGUCGGCGGAGGUUGAGGAGGGCACCGAUGGGCAAGACGAUGCAGAGAGUGAGGACGAAUGGACCGGGGUCGACGACGACGAUCAGGAGCCAUCAGAGACCCUUCCUGCAGUAUCCUUGCAGACAUUCUUAUCGUGGCUCUCGGACAUUCUCGUCCAGGAGACCGCGCCCAGGGCACCUUUCCUGGUUCCCAAGGUCGCGGUAGGCGACAUCCUGAGCAUCCUCCUCGCGACACUACCGACAUCUGCCCUCACCAACUCGUCCACCUUGUACACGCUGCUCACGCCUUUGCACCACUUUACGGACCCGAACAUCCCCGUGCCGUACUCGGCCGACAGCCUCUUCACUACGCGGUACGAGGCCUUGAAGACCAAGGCCGAGGAGUCCAUGGACGCUCUGCAGCGCAAGGUCGGCACGACGGCGUACACGACUGCGCUGAUGCGGGUCACGGAGCACGCGCGCAGGAGGCGUGAGGCGCGCAGCCGGAAACGCAAGAUCGAGGCGGUCAGCGCCCCGGAUCGCUACGGCAAGUGGAAGAAGGGCAAGCUGGAUCGCAAGGUACACCGGCGGAAGGAGAGGGGCCAGGAGAAUAGGAACAGGAGGCAUGCAUACUGA
Messenger RNA from Microdochium trichocladiopsis, 8010 nucleotides. Its product is annotated as down-regulated in metastasis. Lineage: Eukaryota; Fungi; Ascomycota; Sordariomycetes; Xylariales; Microdochiaceae. The record is from RefSeq and is a predicted model, not a curated record. Gene Ontology annotation, cellular component: nucleolus; small-subunit processome; 90S preribosome. Bases 1 to 8010 code for a protein of 2669 amino acids. The transcript is spliced from 2 exons.